This is a messenger RNA of Meyerozyma guilliermondii ATCC 6260, 954 nucleotides long. RefSeq lists its product as uncharacterized. The record is from RefSeq and is a predicted model, not a curated record. The coding region runs from base 1 to 954 and encodes 317 amino acids. Lineage: Eukaryota; Fungi; Ascomycota; Pichiomycetes; Serinales; Debaryomycetaceae. The transcript has a single exon. Gene Ontology annotation, cellular component: ribonuclease H2 complex; nucleoplasm. Gene Ontology annotation, biological process: RNA catabolic process; ribonucleotide metabolic process.
AUGUUGGUCCACAGCGAUACCAGAAUAUUCUUGCUCCCCGCCUCGCUUGAGAGCACUCAGCUCGACAUUAUACAGCUACCAUUGGCCAACAAAUCCGUAGCAUCGUUUUUGGUGAAAGAAAAUCAAGUUUUUGAGCUUAAAAAUUUGGGUUCAAAAAACCCAUGGUUGAAAAAUGAUAAAAGUGUCACGCUCCCGCGGACUGGGGGAGCAGUCAAAUCGCUCAUAAUCGAGACAGACGAGUCUGGUGCUGUGUUGCAAAGCCCAGAUAUGAUAAUGGCUACAAAAUUUGACUUGAGCUUCAUUUUCAUCACCAUCAUGGCAGAGUCCGACACCUUCAGUAAAAGAUAUAUUUCUUAUCAAGAUAUUCUUGAUACCAUUGGAAGCCAAAAUCCUUGGAUAAACGACUUAUCUGACACUCUUAUCAUCAAUUGCCUUGGGAAAAUAUGUGAAACGGUGGUGGAAAACCAAGAGACAUUCUACAAAUAUUCUAGCGAGAAAACUGCUGAAAUGCUUUCAGAAAAGGUAAACAAAUUAGAAAAACUGAUCAGCAACUCCAGCUUUGUCAUAAACGAUACUAUAAGACAAAUUCUCCAUGAUCCAAGUAGUGCCAAUUUGGAAAUACCGAGUGACAUUUACAACCUUGCAGUGAUGCAACAUUGCAUCGAUUUGGUAUGCUGUUACAUUCCAUUUAAGGUUCGAGAACUGGUCAUAAAGAAGAUGGGAAGCGAUUUCAGCCCUCUAGAUGCGUAUAUGAAGGAAUUGAAGCAGAAAAAAAAGGCCCUCGAUGCCGCCGAACAAGCCAUGAACGAGGUUGCUGCUUCCACCGCCAAUGCGAAGAAAGCCAAUGCAAAGCUUAAUGGGAAAGCCAAUGGCAAAACCAAACCAAAAAAGAAACAAGUUGCAAAGGUGGCAGUUGGAAAAGGUGCACUUGACGGAUUUUUCAAGCGUUCGUGA